GAACCAUAGGUUGCUUUUGAUCAAAAUCAAAUAUGUGAGGGUGCAUGUAUAUAUGCCAAUGCCCGAAAUUUUAGUGGCACUCCUAGCAUUUUCUUCUAGUUUCACUUGCAGCUAUGGCGACACAUUCAGCUCUCGCCGUCUCCAGAAUCCCGGUGAACCCGAGGCUGCAGUCUAAGAGUGCCAUUCACUCUUUCCCUGCUCAAUGCUCCUCCAAGAGGCUAGAAGUGGCAGAAUUCUCCGGCCUACGAGUUAGCAAUAACGGUGGGGAGGCCUCUUUCUUUGAUGCCAUAGCUGCACAAAUAACCCCUAAGGCUGUGACAACAUCCACUCCUGUAAGAGGAGAGACAGUGGCCAAACUGAAGGUUGCAAUUAACGGGUUUGGAAGGAUUGGUAGGAACUUCCUCAGAUGCUGGCACGGCCGCAAAGACUCUCCUCUUGAAGUUAUCGUAGUUAACGACAGUGGUGGUGUCAAGAACGCAUCCCACUUGCUCAAGUAUGACUCUAUGCUUGGAACCUUCAAGGCUGAUGUGAAAAUUGUCGACAAUGAAACUAUCAGUGUUGAUGGUAAGCUCAUCAAAGUUGUCUCCAACAGAGACCCUCUUAAGCUUCCAUGGGCUGAGCUCGGCAUAGACAUUGUCAUCGAGGGAACAGGAGUGUUUGUUGAUGGGCCAGGAGCAGGGAAGCAUAUUCAAGCUGGAGCCUCAAAAGUGAUCAUCACCGCACCAGCGAAAGGUGCUGAUAUCCCGACCUAUGUUGUGGGAGUCAAUGAGCAAGACUAUUCUCAUGACGUCGCUAACAUCAUUAGGUCCGUUCAAACAAAACAGUUCUCAUUAAGACAAGAAUUAGUAUUUGUUCAUGAUUCAUUUUGGUUAUGGCUUCUCUCUUUUAUUGGCAGCAAUGCAUCUUGCACCACCAACUGUUUGGCCCCCUUUGCGAAAGUCUUGGAUGAAGAAUUUGGAAUCGUCAAGGGAACAAUGACGACGACACACUCUUACACCGGAGACCAAAGGCUUCUCGAUGCAUCACACAGGGACCUACGGCGUGCCAGAGCUGCAGCGCUGAACAUAGUACCGACAAGCACAGGUGCAGCCAAGGCCGUGUCGUUGGUGCUGCCGCAGCUGAAGGGUAAACUCAACGGCAUUGCACUCCGUGUGCCGACCCCGAACGUCUCAGUGGUUGACCUUGUUGUGAACGUUGCGAAGAAAGGUUUGACAGCAGAGGACGUUAACGAGGCGUUUAGAAAAGCGGCGGAUGGACCGCUAAAGGGCGUUUUAGCCGUUUGCGACAUACCGCUUGUCUCUUGUGACUUCAGGUGCUCUGAUGUCUCAACCACCAUUGACUCUUCCCUCACAAUGGUCAUGGGUGAUGAUAUGGUCAAGGUGGUCGCUUGGUAUGACAACGAAUGGGGUUACAGUCAAAGGGUAGUGGAUUUGGCACAUCUAGUGGCCAACAAGUGGCCGGGAGAGGUAGCUGCUGGAAGCGGAGACCCAUUGGAAGAUUUCUGCAAGACAAAUCCAGCCGAUGAGGAAUGCAAAGUCUAUGAAUAAGCUUGAUUCCAUUUUUUUCACCAAACUCUUUUCUGAAUAAUUUGUUUUAUUAUUCAAUGAGGAUUUGACAAAAUCAUAUAAUCCGUACCUCUUAAACUCUCUCCUGUACUUAUAUCAAAAGGUAAUGUAUGUACCCAUUCCUUUUCGUUU
Molecule: messenger RNA, 1697 nt
Organism: Eutrema salsugineum
Lineage: Eukaryota; Viridiplantae; Streptophyta; Magnoliopsida; Brassicales; Brassicaceae
Product: glyceraldehyde-3-phosphate dehydrogenase GAPB, chloroplastic
Exons: 8
Coding region: 114-1547 (477 amino acids)
Biological process (GO): glucose metabolic process
Cellular component (GO): chloroplast
Molecular function (GO): glyceraldehyde-3-phosphate dehydrogenase (NAD+) (phosphorylating) activity; NAD binding; NADP binding
Source: RefSeq, a predicted model, not a curated record